Molecule: messenger RNA, 2400 nt
Organism: Anopheles cruzii
Lineage: Eukaryota; Metazoa; Arthropoda; Insecta; Diptera; Culicidae
Product: toll-like receptor 6
Exons: 5
Coding region: 1-2334 (777 amino acids)
Biological process (GO): toll-like receptor signaling pathway; inflammatory response; immune response
Cellular component (GO): membrane
Molecular function (GO): protein binding; transmembrane signaling receptor activity
Source: RefSeq, a predicted model, not a curated record
AUGGAAGGUUCUUGGCCGGAAUCGGUCCGGUUCGUCGUGGCAGUGCUGCUGUUUCUUCUCGGGCUGUCGUGCUUUCCGUCCCGCUGGACUUCCGGUGCCCAGGUCGUGCCCGACGACAGCGAGUGUGAUGUGUUGGGUUGCGGUGGGCCGUACGAGUGCCAGGGUAAUGGGUGGCCCAACUUCCUGCCCCGGAGACCCGGCGGCCCGUAUAACAUCCCGUCGCAGAGCACGUUCCACGUCGGAACGGGUCCGACACGGCCACCGGCCGAGUGUUUGCUCGGCACCGCCAAGAACUACUUGCCCUGGCUGGCGGAGGAUGGCCGGCUGACCGUGGCUCCAGGGCAGCACGCGCUCGAUCUGUCCCAUCUCCACCUCACCGACGCCGGUCUGCACGUGUUAGUGCACGGUCUCGCCGAGUACCUGGCGUUUGAAGUCGUUCAACACUUAACGUUAGCUAACAAUGUCCUGCAUCAUAUACCGACGCCAACGUUGGCACAAUUUCCCAACACCCGGCUCUUGUCAAUGCGUGGAAAUUCUUUCACAGAACUGUCCGCCGAUUCGAUUAUUUACUCCAAACUAGCCUCGUUGCCGAUGCUCCGGGUGCUGGAUCUCCAGAACUGUAGUCUGCGAAUAAUUCCGUUAGAUUUUUUUGAAGGCACCCCGAAUCUACAGUUCCUGUUUCUGGCGCGCAAUCGCAUCACGACGCUGCCGGUCGAAGUGUUCCUUCCGCUCCGGAGCCUCACCCAUUUGGACCUUUCGAACAUGGACACGAAGCGCUACGGAGAGGAGCGCAUAGAAAAUCCUUUCAUGAAGCUGAUUGCGGGGCUGGAUUUGCACCACAGCGUGUUCUCACCGCUCGCCAAUCUGACGUUUCUCGAUCUGUCCAACACACGGCUAGAGUUUCAGGCGUUCAUUGCGCUCCGGUCCAUCAAGAACAAUGUCCGGUACGUCAGCUACUGUAACAUCGGGCUGCCGGCCAUCGUUGACUAUCUGUUUCUCUCGCGAUCCAUCGAAAUGCUCGACAUUUCGUACAAUGUCGGUGUGGCACAGACCCUGCAUGGGCGUAGCUUUGGCCUUCUGCGCAACACGCUGGAGGUGCUGUACUUUAAGGAUUCGAUGGUGCAGCAGCUGAGCUGGCUGGCACCGCUACAAAGGCUACGGGUGUUGAACCUGCGCGGCAACAUAAUCCGUUCGCUGCACCGUGAGGACUUUGUCGGUCUUACCAAGCUGGAAGAGCUCGAUCUGAGCUACAACUACAUAUCGGCGUGGAACCAGCAGAUCCUCACGUACACCGGCGCCCUGCGGAGUGUGAAUCUGCGUAACAACAGCAUCGUGAUCUUGACCACCGAUAUGCUGCACGAUUUCUCGCACCUCCAGGACAUGGGCCUGGGCGGAAACACGAUCCAGUGUUCUUGCAACUACCUCAAGUUUUUGCGCCACACCCUGCACAAUGGCAGUGAAACGCCCGGCUUCUAUGUGAUCUCGGCUGAGCCGCUGUACGCGGACCAGAACGCCCCGGGGACGCUGGCUUCGCUGCAGCACGUCAAACUGUUCGAUUACGACGAGACGGAGUACUUCUGCAUGAAUUUCACCAGCAACCAGAAACUGGAUCCUUUGGAGCUGCCCGACUGUGUACUAGCCGACGGUGACGAUGAGCUGAGUGAGACGGGCACACCGGAGGAGUUGACGGCUGAUGCAACCGAGAACGAUGCGCUAGUGUACGUCUUCAUCGCCGUGGCGGUCACUCUGAUCGUGGUGGGUGCGGUCGCACUGUUCUACUACUGGUUUCACAUCAAAUACUUCUUUACGAUCCUCAAAAACUCGGCCAUACUGAGCUUCUUCAACGACGAGCACCUGUACCUGGACAAAAAGGGAUUGCUGAACGAUGGCGAGUUUCAUUACGACGUGUUCGUGAGCUACAGCAAUGCGGAUCGCAAGUGGGUGCUCGAUUAUCUUCUGCCCAACAUGGAGGGCGUGAGCCAGAUCAACCUGUGUCUGCACGAGCGGGACUUUGAGGUUGGCUACGGAAUUCUGGAGAACAUAAUAUCCUGUAUGGAUCGUUCACGCUGCUUGAUGUUGAUAGUGUCGGAAAGCUUUCUACUAAGCCACUGGUGCCAGUUUGAGAUGCACCUGGCACAGCAUCGCUUACUGGAAACGCGGCGAGACGAGCUAAUACUGGUGCUGCUGCAGGAUAUUCCGCGGCGCAAGUGCCCGAAAACGCUCAGCUAUCUGCUGAAAACGAAGACCUACAUCAAAUGGCCAACGGGUUCGGCCACCGAGCAGGCCUUGUUUUGGAAGCGGCUCCACAAAUCGUUGAUGGUUUCAAAGUGUUAGGCUGCGUUCACUACGCUCGGCGGGUGUAUGAACGCAGCCAGUCGUUAGUGUUUCAUAUUGCAUACA